Molecule: messenger RNA, 1869 nt
Organism: Ciona intestinalis (vase tunicate)
Lineage: Eukaryota; Metazoa; Chordata; Ascidiacea; Phlebobranchia; Cionidae
Source: RefSeq, a predicted model, not a curated record
GGCGGAAAUAUCCAAUUUUAUUAGGAAGCUUUAGACAUCCCUAUAAUAAAACUGCUGUAAUAUAGACAGAUAAUGCAUAUAAUGUUUGAUCGCCGCAUAUGUUCGCGUAUUCUUGUUGUUAGCUCCAAAUGUUUUAUUUAUUUCUUUUCUCUGUAAGUUGCGGUGCCGUUUCGUUAUCAGUUACAGUUUAGCCUCAUAUUGUGCGUGUAUUGAGCGUAGAGUCUUUAUUUUUAUUGUGUGCAGCAUUUUAAUGCUUAUUGUUUUAUUCUAGCGACUGAACAUUUUUUUGUUCUUUCUUGUCUAUCGACGUCGAUAUGUUUGUUGUAUGUGGUUCCUGUGGGAUAGUUGUUUAUCAAUACACCUAUAGCCUAUUCGUUAAGCCGAGAGUGCGUUGAUCAAGUUAUAAACGCUCCAGUCGCUUAUUGGUUACGGCUAAAACAGCAGCCGCGUAGGAGUUAAACCCUAGCUUCUAUACAUGUUUCCAUUGCUGCGAGGGUAGGCCUUAUUGCUUGUUACCUGUAAAACAGAAGAGAUGUGUUAUAGGUUGUCCCAACUCUUAAGGAUAAAUAAAUAAUGAUGGUAAUAACACGGUGCCUGUUUUAGAUUUUCUAAAUAGACAAUUAUGACAAGCAAAAUACUGCGGGAGAAGUUCAUUCGUGAAUUAGUUUAUGAGCAUUUUAAUAUCACUGUUGAUAAUGUGACAAAGUUAAGUGGGUACGAGGAUGAGAAUUAUUGUGUGACAGCGAGAAGCAGUGAAAGUUAUGUGCUAAAGAUAAUUAAUAAAGACGAAUCUUGUAGUCCAGAUAUAUUCCGUGGAAUAAACGAAGCGAUGGAAACUUUAUUCUCAUCAGGACUAAACGUUCCUCGUCCGAUUCAAACAAGAAACAAAGAUACAAUCUCAACUGUUGAAAUCGAUGGGUCCAGUCACGUGAUACAACUUCUCAGUUUUAUUCACGGUGACAUAUUUGAUGACGUCACCAUAAGCGAAAGCAAUUUUUACCAAUGUUGUAAAAGAUAUGGCGAGAUUUUUCGGCAAGAUGAACAAAAUUUUACAGUUUCUCGCCGUGACACAUUAUGGAGGUUGGAAAAUUUUACUCUUGAAAAAGUAGGCUACCGACUUAAGUACGUUGAAGAUUCCGAACUUCAGGAGAUUUGUCACAAGAUUUUGAUCAAGUUUGAAACUCUAAUAUUGCCGAAGCUCGGAGAAUUUAGAAAGGGUCUAAUUCAUGGAGACGGAAGCGCUGGAAACAUAGUAUUGAAGAAAUUAAAGCAAUCUGACUGCAAAGAAACUUCAUAUCGAUUCCAUGGCAUCAUCGACUUUAGAGAUUCUGAGGAAAGUGCCUAUGUCUUUGAGUUGGCCACUUUGGCAGCAUUUAUGAAAUGUCAUGCUCUGGAACUUGGUUUCGACUUGAACAGAACAUUUACGGCUUGCAUUGCAGGUUAUCAAGAUGGUUUCCCUUUAAAUACCAUUGAGAUGGAAAACUUAAAUGCUUGCGUUAAAGCUCGCUUGGCGAGUUAUAUCUGCAGUAGUUCUCUGUACGCCUAUCUUGACCAUGAGAAUCACACUUAUAUAAAGCGGUCUUACGAAUCCGCUUCGAAAAUUCUAAAAUCGCAAUGAAAAGCCGCGGAAUUUAUGGCUUGUUCAAUACUUAUACCCAGCAGAAUAUAGGCUGUAACUCUUUGUUGCUAUAUAGGCUGUCAAAUCCACUUGCACUAUUGUAUUAAGCAGAGUGUAAGUAUCUUUUCACUAUACGGCCAGGCACUUUUUGGCAUUAAAAGCUACCUUUGUCAGUAUGUUUGAGUCAUUAGGUCUGGCGUAAUGUGUAUAUAUAGUAGGAUGGGGAAAAUGGGACAUCUUUAGCACGUAAU